AUGUUGGGGAACUUUGAACAGUAUAAAGAUGACAUCAUUGACCUAUACGAGAAUCAGGCAAAGUCUUUCGCUGAAAUUCGGGAGGUGAUGGAGGGGAAAGGGCUCAAGGCUUCCUCCUUUGGCAUGAACAAGCUAAAGGAAUCUGUUGUGAAUGAAUGUGACGGUUUCAUCGAGUACAACGCUGCGCCGUCAACCUUCGCGCCUCCGUUCUCUUUCGAAACAGUCGCGCGGCAUGCUCCAGACAACCAGCCUAGGUUCAACGGAUACAAGACGAGCCUCAGUGUCAGCCAGGGUAUCGACUUGAACCAUCCCCAGAGCGCCUCCGGGUACAAUAAGUACUAUGAGCAUAGACGCCGGAAUUUCCUUCGCGAAUACCAAAGUGCCUUUGGGGGGGAGAAGAGUACCGUGGCGGAUAGUGACGCGGAGACUACCGUCGGUCAACAUUGGCUAUCUCUCCAGCCCUCUAGCCCAUCGCAACAACUUUUCCGGGAAGCUUUAUCUCCGGCACCGACCUAUAUGAAUGAACCAUCCAGAUCUGGAUCAAAACGCUCAGUAGAGAGCGGGGAUUCUGGAGUCUGUUUAGAACUAUACAUUGACUCCAAAUAUCCAGUCUCAUUUGUACCCCUCCACCCAAACUCUCCAGAAACCCUUCCGACAAGCGAUGUAUGCAGUGGCCCUGAUCCGGUUCCAGAUGCUAGCUCGCCCAGUCCAUAUGCAUCAUUUGCAAGACGCUCUGACAGGCAGGGCUCACCAAGGACUUCCAGUGAUGCCGGACUUAGCGAUGCCAACAACAGCGCCGGUAGCGAGGCGUUCGGCUCUAGUGUUGAUUGGGAUUGGCUGGUGGACGACUUCGAGUUGCCUUUGACUACGGAUGCAGCCUCUCCAUUUGCGGAAUUCGAGGCUGCUGCAGUUCAAGAAUUGGUCGCCUCCUACCGCACAUGGGCUCAGGGACAGGCCGGUUCCCAGGCCAAGUCUUUCACCGUCAUUCCGACGUCUCCCCAGACGGGUGACAGGCCAGCUUCCUUCAAGCGACCUGGGCAGGAGAUCGAAGCACCUACUGAAGUAGAUGGUCAAGGACCACAAGUCAAGAAACGUCGAAAGCAGGUGGAUCCCGGACAAGAUCGUCUUGCGUGCCAUUUUCAGAAAAAGAAUCCACAACGAUAUCCUUCAUGUGGCAUCCGCAAGAACGGCUUCAGGACGGUUGCUGAAAUCAAGCAACACUUUUGGAGGAAGCACCAGCGGAACCCCAACUAUUGUCCGCGGUGUAAAACGAUUUUCGACACAGAACAGCAAAAAGACGACCAUAUCUCGCAAAUCCCUGAGUCUCCUUGUCCGAAGUCGACUGCAGAGCUUCCAGAAGGCUUACCUCACGAACUGGUCGAGGAGCUAAAAUGUCGCGUGGACAAGGAGCACGAUCUCUCUGAGCAGUGGUUCAGUGUGUGGGAUAAGAUCUUUCCUGGGAUACCUCGUCCUCAAAGCCCCACGUUCGAUCUUUGUGGCGAUGUGCAUAUUCACGCACUUGACCUGGCAGCCUACCUCGAGAUUGAGGCUCCCAGAGUCGUCUCCUCAUCGCUGCGGGAUGCAGGUCUUCUCGCUGACCCCUCAGUCAAUAUUGAUGCGUCCACUCGCCGAGUCAUCAACCUUUCCUUCAGGCGUGUGUACCAGGAUUGGCUAUCACAACGACCGGCAGCGAGCAACAGUCCGAGCUCUUCCAACGAGACCUCAAAUCGCGCCCCGUCUAGUAGUGCCGACCGCGCGAUGCUUCUGAGCCCCGUUUCUGCACAGCCUGAUUCCAGCAGCAAUGCAGGCUCUUUAAUGAGGACGUCAGAUUCUGUGCGAGCGGGUAACGGUGACCAAACGAUGGCUUACAAUCCUCAUGCUGCACAGCCUGUCAGCACAAGUAUAUUUGACCGAAUGCUAUCGGAAAUGAACAAUGAACCUAUUGAAAGAUCUUUGGACAUGUUGUGGACUACGCACGAAAAUUGGACAGGUUUUGAGGCGGGCGAUGGGCAAUUCUUCGCGCCCACAGAAGCAGCAGACGAAGGAUUCACCGACGAGCAAAGCCAAUUCACAUUUUUUCAUUCCCCAGCAUCAGGCGAACCAGGUCAUCAUACUGUCGGACCGGGACAGAACAGGACGAAGGACGCAUAA
Messenger RNA from Cryphonectria parasitica EP155, 2151 nucleotides. RefSeq lists its product as uncharacterized. NCBI's taxonomy places the organism in Eukaryota, Fungi, Ascomycota, Sordariomycetes, Diaporthales, Cryphonectriaceae. The transcript has 4 exons. Bases 1 to 2151 code for a protein of 716 amino acids. The record is from RefSeq and is a predicted model, not a curated record.